CCUCAGCGCUCGGGAUAAAGAGGGUGGCGGCACCGGCGGGGAGAAGAGAAGUCCUCCGCUAGCUCCUCAGGCGAGCAAAGGCGGCCCCUAUUUGCAAGGGGAAGAGACUCUGUCAGCGCGGCUGCUUCUAAGAGCCGGGCCCGGCGCGGGGACACCCACGUCGCCAGCGCGCGGGAAGCUCACAGCGCUUCGGGGGCGCUGCAGCUCGGGCGCAAACGACGAGGCGCAAAAAGUUUGCUGCCGGCGCUUCCCGCCCGGACGAGGGAGCUGCCACCUUCGCUAAGGGCGAAGGGGGGAGGGGGCGCUUGGUUCUCUCCCGAGUGGUAUAUAUCAUAUAUAUGUAUACGCGUAGACAACGCGAGCUGCUCCCAAAAGAGGCCCGAGCCAACAUACCUGGAAGAAGACUUCACCUGGAACUUAAUACAGAAGAGAUUUCAGAUUAUUCAUCAUGAAGAGUGUAGCAGAAGAAGGGUUCAGAGUAACUGCUUUACUGUUCAUAGCUCAAACAGUUUCUGCUAUGGUACUUCCCAAUGCAACACUAUUUGAGGAGCUGCUGGAAAAGUACAUGAAUGAGGAUGGCGAAUGGUGGGUUGCCAAGCAGAGGGGGAAGAGGGCUAUCACUGACAGUGAUAUGCAGAGUAUCUUGGAUCUUCAUAAUAAAUUACGGGGUCAGGUGUACCCACAGGCUUCCAAUAUGGAAUAUAUGACAUGGGAUAUUGAGCUGGAGAGAUCAGCAGAGUCCUGGGCUGAGACAUGCCUUUGGGAACAUGGGCCUGCAAGUCUUCUUCCAUCCAUUGGACAGAAUUUGGGAGCCCACUGGGGAAGAUACAGACCUCUAACUUUUCAUGUCCAAUCGUGGUAUGAUGAAGUGAAAGAUUUUAGCUAUCCUUAUCCACAGGAAUGCAACCCUUAUUGCCCCUACAGAUGCUCUGGUCCUGUGUGCACUCAUUAUACACAGGUGGUGUGGGCAACAAGUAGCAGAAUAGGUUGUGCUGUUAACUUGUGUCACAAUAUGAAUGUCUGGGGACAGAUAUGGCCAAAAGCAAUUUACUUGGUGUGCAAUUACUCUCCCAAGGGUAAUUGGUGGGGCCACGCUCCAUACAAACAUGGUCGCCCAUGUUCUGCAUGCCCACCUAGCUUUGGAGGAGGCUGUAGAGAGAAUCUUUGCUAUAAAGAAGGGUCAGAGAGGCGCUACUCUCCAGAAAUGGAAACCAAUGAGAUUGAACGACAACAGUCACAUGUUCAGCAUUCAACACAGAAUCGAUUAAGGUCACAUGCGUCUACUUCUGAUGACAGGGAAAAAAAUGAGGUCAUAAGCAAACAACAAAUGUCUCAAAUUGUUUCUUGUGAGGUACGGUUAAGGGACCAGUGUAAAGGAACAACUUGUAAUAGGUAUGAAUGUCCUGCUGGCUGUCUGGAUAGCAGUGCCAAAGUUGUUGGGAGUGUUCAUUAUGAUAUGCAAUCAAGUAUUUGCAGAGCUGCAAUACAUUAUGGCAUUAUAGACAAUGACGGUGGCUGGGUUGAUGUUACCAGGCAAGGAAGAAAACAUUAUUUCAUCAAGUCCUCUAGAAAUGGAGUUCAGUCAGUUGGCAAAUACCAAUCUGCUAAUUCCUUCACUGUCUCUAAAGUAUCAGUGCAAGCUAUCACUUGUGAAACAACUGUGGAACAGUUAUGUCCAUUUUACAAGCCAGCCACACAUUGCCCGAGGGUCUAUUGUCCUCACAAUUGCAUGCAGGCAAAUCCACACUAUGCCCGAGUAAUUGGAACACAAAUUUAUUCUGAUAUAUCUAGUAUCUGCCGGACAGCUGUUCAUGCUGGAGUAAUUCGGAAUGAAGGGGGCUUUGUUGAUGUUAUGCCAGUAGAUAAAAGAAGAAUGUACAUUGCUUCAUUUCAAAAUGGCAUUUUUUCAGAAAGUUUACAGAAUCCUCCAGGAAGCAAAGCAUUCAGAGUGUUUGCUGUGGUUUGAGAGAAGCAAGAAAAUUAUGAGAAGAGUAUCAAAACACAGUGUUUGGAAGAAGAGGAAAAAUACAUUUAAUCUACUUCCUCAAGUUUGUAUAAAAGUGUAAUAUUGCUGUACAGAAUAUAUUUACUGUUUCCUGAUUGAAAAAGUGUUUAAGUGCAUGUAAAUCUUAAUGGGGAAAGUCUAUAAAAUUAAACAUGGGAAAAGUUAUAUGAAAACCUAUGAUGAUAAAUGACUCAUUUUGGAUCCUGUGUUAAAUAUUGCUAUAUUUUCUUAGCAUUUAUUCCUAUGCAGUUCAUUCCAAGCUCCAUAGUUUCUUAAAAAUCUGAUUACAUGAUGAUGGUGAUGUGUUGUAUAAGCCACUAGCUUUAACUGUAAAGGAAUCUCUCUAUAUCCUCUGGGCACAGAAUUUUUGAUUGCAUUUAAAAAAUCAUGGUGCUUUGAAAUGAGUGGACAGGCAUUAUAGAAUACACACUGUUUUAUUUUGUACAACUAUCAUUAUGGAGAACUUAAUGGAAUGGGAAAUUUCACCAGCUUUAUGCCAUUUUCAAUCCUUACUUUUUUUAAUGUAAGUAAUCCUUACAUUACUUCACAAUGGGCAAAUUGAGGUGCUAUAACCUCAUACUAAGUAAUUCUUUGCAUAACAAAAUGCAAAAUAUGGUUAAAUAUUAGGAUUUUCAAAGUCUUAGAAACAUGUCUGGUAUUAUUGGGACAGAUAUUAGACUAAAACUUUAGAACUGAAGUUAAACAGCCUAAUGCAGGCAAGCAUGAGCUUGUUUGGAGGAACAGCACUUCACAGUACCUAACACUGUUCUACAUGGUAUUGGUAAAUAAUGAAUUUGCACUGUAAACAAAUGUAUAAAAUAGUCCCUAAUGGAUCUUAAUGUUUUCAUCUGGCAUAUAUUCCUGCAGGGCAUGAUACCAAAGAUUAUUAUCUCAUUAUUGUGCUCUGCCAUUUCAUUUGAUCUCAUUUAUGGUAAACAGUCCUGUGCAUUAAGUGCUACCAUAUUGUGGUAUAUUUGGGUGGGGGGAAGCAUAUAGUGCCAUAUUGUGGUAUAUUAGGGAAGAAAUACAUAAUGGUGACAAUUAUCCAUUUUUCUAUGAAUGGUGUAUUGUGUAGCACUGUAAAACUGAUAUUUUUAAAAUGUUCUUGGUUUUGUAACUUUAUAAUUCAAACUUCAUAAUUUCUUUCCAAAUAUAAUUCAUACUAAUUUUCUUCAUAAAUGCAUCACAGUAUUAUUUUGUU
Molecule: messenger RNA, 3206 nt
Organism: Pogona vitticeps (central bearded dragon)
Lineage: Eukaryota; Metazoa; Chordata; Lepidosauria; Squamata; Agamidae
Gene: CRISPLD1
Product: cysteine rich secretory protein LCCL domain containing 1
Cellular component (GO): extracellular region
Source: RefSeq, a predicted model, not a curated record